AUGCCUUUGGGGUACAAGCGCGAGAUCUCGUUUCCCCGACCAGCUCAUGGACGUGGCACUACCGUUCCUCGCGGCCACACGACACCAUCAGGAGCUGGGGGUCUGAUUGCUGCGGCGGGCGUGGCCCUGGAUAGCGAUCGCCGCCCCGGAGAUGGCAAGGUGGUCAGGCUUUCUGCAACAGCCAGGUGUUGCAAGGCUGGGGGCUUCGGGGAUCUGUCUGGCAUGGGACAGUUGCUUGAUGUCGCGCUGCCUAGGUCUGCGACGGCCGCUCAGCCAGAGAUGCACGAGGAGGCAGCAGCGAAUCCAAACGAGCCCGCUCGAAGAGUCUCGACUCAGGCUGAACAGCAGCAGGGUCAAGAGUCCAUCACUGGCAUCGAAGGAUUCCAGCCACACCUUCAACAGAAGCGGCGCAGUGUGACGGAAGUGAUGGCAGGAUUGCGAUCCGACCUUCUGAGUCAUUCAAUCAAGCCGAACUAUCGGUACCGGGCUGGCAUGCCAGGCGUGUGGGACACGAUACAGGAGAAUGCCAGUGCCAAGGUGGCGAAGAUGAGGCGUGCCUUGAUGGAGGCAGCUGAGAGACGAGAGGCCAAGCAAGCCGAGCAUUCCGCAUCGCUCCGGGACUCUUCCAUUGGUGAUCACGGAAAGUCGAACUCAGAAGCAGCCGCGGAUGAGUUCUCCAUCUCGCCGCUACUCACAGUUGUGGUGCUCUUCUUCCAUGCUCCUUGCAAUCCGCUGAACAUGGAUGAUAUUUUGAUCCUCAGGAGAGCGCGUCAGGCUAUCGAAGCGUACCAUCAGGUUGCUGUUGCCGGUGCAUUGGUCAUCCCUUUCAGCACGGUCGCCCUGCAGAAACGGUUCGCUGGCGAGAAGGGAGCAGUUCUUCUCCCCUUUGACUUUCGUAUGGAGAUGGCCCAAAGCGUGAUCGACACCGCAGAGCAGAGUUCGUGGAUUCUGACCGACAACUGUGAGGAAGGGUGCUUGGCAUCUGCACCGGGCUCACUCCUUCACUAUUUCGCCGAAUAUACGAGGAGUCGCUUAUAUGAUGCCGGCUACGAGACGAAGGUGCUCGAGGUAAGGUACGAGGACUGCUUGUGGAGUGACGGGGACGUCUCAAAGACCGAGCACCGCGUGGUGGAGGAUCCUUAUGGUCUGGUCCCCGAGGUGCCAAAGACGGCAACGGUCCGCGGGAUCUUUCGUGUGCUGGUCGAGUGCCCCAAGCAGGUCGGCGGAGUUCUGGGAUUUUAG
Messenger RNA from Symbiodinium necroappetens, 1242 nucleotides. The record is from the annotation of a GenBank genome assembly. Lineage: Eukaryota; Dinophyceae; Suessiales; Symbiodiniaceae.